Molecule: messenger RNA, 2641 nt
Organism: Engraulis encrasicolus (European anchovy)
Lineage: Eukaryota; Metazoa; Chordata; Actinopteri; Clupeiformes; Engraulidae
Gene: exoc3l4
Product: exocyst complex component 3-like 4
Exons: 16
Coding region: 15-2522 (835 amino acids)
Biological process (GO): exocytosis; exocyst localization
Cellular component (GO): exocyst
Molecular function (GO): SNARE binding
Source: RefSeq, a predicted model, not a curated record
UGGCGUCAGAGGAGAUGAUGCGGGAGAGUGAUGCGGGAGAGGGGGUGGGAGCAGAGUCUGCUGUGGCCAAUCAGAAGACAGGAGUGCUGCACUCGCUACGGGCCAGCCUGCGCCUCCCAAACACACACACACCUCCUGCCUCGCCAGCGUUUAGCCUGGCGUCUCCUCUGAGUGUGAAGUUCCAGAGAAGAGGCUCAGGAGACAGCAGGAGCCUCAAGCACUUUACUAUAGCAGAGUCCUCGGUGGCACUGGGAGAUCGCCUGUUGAAGAAAGGGGCGUCGCUCAGACGAAGCCUCCGCCUCCGCACCAGCAAGAGACACACCUCCGAGACCCCCUCCACCAAUGAGGAGCGUCCUCCCCUGCUGAGCCUCACGGAGGCCGACCAAUCAGGCGACGGCAGCAGCAGGACAGAGGUCACCAAGAGGUCAGCCGUCAGAGAGUCCUACAUCCUCCCAGAGAUCCCACACACACCCCUCUCAGUCAUGCAGAUCCAUAAGUUGAUAGAGUGUGAGGUGUUGGAGGAGGCCCAUCUGAACUUGCUGUCUCUGCGCGAGGAGUUUAUUCGUCAGCAGGGGGAGCUAGAGAAGCUGCAGCGGCAGCAGGCGGACAGGAGCAGCUCCAGCUCACCUGAGACACACCUGGCCAGGGAGAGGGCCAUCUCACCUGAGAAGCACCUAGAGCAGGACCCGUCUCACCCACAGCAGCCCGUAUCACCUGAGGAGAUGACCUCGAUUCAGAGGGAGCUGAGUCACCUCCAGAAGGACCUGCAGCUGCUGUACAGGGCUCUGCGGGACAAGAUGGCGGCCAUCGUGCGGGAGUCGAGCGCGCUGCCAGCCCGCAACAAGGAGCUGCUGGUGGGGGUGUGUCGCGUGGUGCAGGAGGAGGAGCGUCGGGAGCGGGGGGGCCAGGCGGGGGGGCUGGGGGGGUGGAGGGAGGCCUGGAGGGAGGCCGUCACCUGCGGCGUCCGCCAGCAGCUGGCCGCCGUGCACCUGGACACACCUGAGCACAACACUUCCUGGUUGGCCGUGCACCUCGGCCUUCUGGGUAAAGCCAUCGUAGAGCACCUGGAGAGGGUGAAGGCGGAGCUACAGGACUCAUACCCGCCCACUUUUCGCGUCUUCGAUACCUAUGUCACUUCCUGUCAUGUGGCUACAGAGGAACACCUGCAAAGGCUUAUGGGAAGGGUCACGCAGCUGAAGGACCUCCACGCUCUCCUGGACUUCAUCACACACCGAUACAAAAGUGAGCGGAUCAUGGGCAGUUUCUCUCUGCGUCCAGAGAUGAAGGAGGAGCAGCGAGAGCUGAAACUACAGGAGGCCUUCAAUGCGGAUAUCAGGAAGGCCUACGCUACACACACGCAGGCUGAGCUGCGCAACACCCUGGAGCGUGUGUGUGUGUUGGAGAGAGAGGAGUGCUGGGAGGAACAGCUGCAGCCUCAAGUGGAGGACGGAAUACUACAGUCACACCUCACCAUGGAUAUCAGCACGAAUGUGAAGAGUUAUGUGGUAAAUGCGCGGCGCAUUGAUGCUGAUCUGGAGCAGAGAGUCACACACACCUGCCUGGCAGAGCUCACACACUUCCCACGCAGGCUAGAGAGUGAGUUUCUUCAGUGGAGUUCAUCUCUUCUGGACAGCAGGAUGUGGGUGGACUACAGCAUCACCUACAUCAACACCUUUACACAGCUGAGGGAGCACAUGGAGGGCUACAGAGACAACAACCCACACCAGAUGAGCCAGCUGUGUAGAGAGCUGGAGUGGUCGGAGUCACGGCUGAGAGAAUCAAUACUGCAACACUUCCUGAUACAGGCAAAGCCCCUCUUGCGCAGGAUGUGUGGUGCUAAGUGGUUGUCGACUGAUGAGGAUUUCGACCAGCUCAUAAGCAGAAUUCAGGAGCUCAAAGAACACAACCAACAGCUGAUGACCCCCCAUGCACAGGAGCUGGCCACAGCGCUGCAUGUGUGUGUGUGUCGUGAGUAUUUGUGUGUGUUGAUGAGGGGGGGCUACAGGUGCAGCAAGAGGAAGCAACAGAGAGCCGCUACCAAAAUACACCACCAGGGGGAGACACUGAACACACUUCUCACGGACAUGGGCUCCACAGCUGACUGGCUCCGCCCACUCAGUGAGCAUCUGAGCCUUCUGAUUGGCCAGAAGGAGAAGAGUGACAUCAGAGACCAUCUGAAGCCCCUCCUACUGGACUUCCCCGACAUCAGUAAGCGUCAUGUAUCGGCCGUGCUGGUUUUCCGGGGAAUGUCGGGCGGUCGGGAAUUCCAGCGGAUCCUGUCUCGGCUCUCGGAGCUCAAGCGGGAACUCCGCAGUGUCGGGAAUGCCGAGGGAGGAGUGGAAUUCCAUUCUGGGAAUGUCGAAGGUGAUCAGCAGCAGGCUAGAGUGGAGUUCCGCACCACUGGGAAUAUCGACGAUCCCAGGAGAAACUUCUUCGCCAGCAUUCCCACCCCACCAACACACGCCUGCCUCACACACACACCCCUGUCCUGCUUUACACUCCUGCUGCCACACACACACUAGAUACACACACGCACGCACACACACGCAUGCACACACACACACACACACACACACACACACACACACACACACACACACACACACACACACACACACACACACACACACACACACACACA